GCCUCCCAUGGUCUAUUAUGGUCAAUUAUGGCCUAUUUGGUGCUUUUACUCUGAAAAGGGAAGUGCAGACGUGAACGCUUCUCAUCAUCAAUAACGGAGAGAGAAAAAAAAAUAUUCGUCAUCUGGAAAGACUUGCAGCUACCACCAACAGCCUGGUAGUGAAUUGUACUCCAGAACCUGUCGGUGGGAUGGGACUCUUUGUGGUCUGUUUGGUGGCAGCAUUAUUCCAUCACAGUCACGGCGUGGAAAUACAACCCUCGCUGUAUGGGUCCAAAAGGGUUCGGGAAAAUGUCUUAAAUCCCAGUGACUGUGUGUCAAGAGUCAAGCCGCCGCAGCUCUUAAACUCUCAAAAUUUCACUGUGGAUCUUCGAAUGCCUGGGGUUUUGCCAACUCAGUCGGACACCUACCUUUGCAUGGCCUUUCCUGUGCCAACUACUCGGGAUUCAUAUAUUGUGGACUUCCUACCUCAUGCCAGUAUGGACACAGUUCACCACAUGCUGCUGUUUGGCUGCCAGACUCCUGUUUCCACCAGCAGCUACUGGGACUGUGGCAGCGUUCAAGGUACUUGUGAAGAUGAAGCCUCCAUUAUGUACGCCUGGGCUCGAAAUGCUCCACCAACAAGAUUACCUAAAGAUGUUGGGUUUAAAGUCGGAAGAAAUUCAGGAAUGUCUUACUUUGUGAUGCAGAUCCAUUAUGGAGAUAUCAGUGCCUUCAGUGACCAUCACAGAGACUGCUCUGGACUCACUUUAAGAAUGACAUUAAAACCGCAGCCAUUCAUUGCGGGGAUAUACCUGCUAAUGUCUGUGGACACCGUAAUCCUUCCUGGAAAAAAAGUUACAAAUGCAGAUGUUGCUUGUGAAUAUGACUCCUAUCCGAUCUACCCGUUUGCCUUCAGGACCCACACCCACCGCCUCGGUAAAGUGGUCAGCGGUUACAGAAUCCGUCAUGGGAAAUGGAGCCUGAUAGGCAGACAGUCCCCUCAGUUACCACAGGCUUUCUAUCCUGCUAACAAGGAGGUGACCGUGCGCUACGGUGACACCAUUGCUGCCAGAUGCGUUUUCACUGGGGAGGGCCGCACCUCCAAAACCUACAUCGGGGGGACUUCUAAUGAUGAAAUGUGCAACUUCUAUAUGAUGUAUUACAUGGACAGCAAACAUGCCGUUCCCUUCAUGAGCUGCAUGGACCCUGGCUCCAAAGACCUCUUCCAAUAUAUUCCAGCAGAAGCGAAUGUUCCCAUCGCCGUCAGUCCGGAUCACAUGCACCCCAUGAUGCCAAUGGGGGUCACUACAGAUGACAAGCGGCUCUUGAAUACCAACAAAGCCGAGCCAGUUCUGGAUCAGGAUUUUCACCUGGAGCAAGUGUCCACAUGGCCCCAGAGUUCCCUGCAGCUGGGACAGGUGUCGGGACUCGCCCUCAACGCCGAUUCCAACCUGGUCAUUUUCCACCGAGGGGACCACCACUGGGGGGCAGAUUCUUUCAACAGCCAGGCUAGAUACCAGCAGAGGUUCCUGGGGCCCAUUCAGCAGUCCACUAUUUUGGUUGUGGACCCGGCCAACGGCAGAAUCCUGAGGGCAUCGGGCCGAAACAUGUUUUACUUGCCUCAUGGGAUAACUACAGACAAGGACAAUAACUACUGGGUGACGGACGUGGCUCUGCAUCAGGUGUUAAAAGUGAGCGGCGACGGCCGAGACAGAACCCUGCUGGUUCUGGGAGAGGCUUUCACGCCGGGCAGCGACACCGACCACUUCUGCCAGCCGACUGAUGUGGCCGUUGACCCUGAAACUGGGAACGUCUUCGUGUCUGACGGCUACUGUAACGCCAGGAUACUCAAGUUUGCUGCGGAUGGCACAUACUUGUCUCAGUGGGGUGCAGGUUCGUCAGACAGGAGGAGGCGCACACCGUUCAGGAUCCCCCACAGCUUGGUGUUCCUUCCCGACAGAAAGGAGGUCUGCGUCGCUGACCGGGAGAACGGCCGCAUCCAGUGCUUCAUAGCAGAAACCGGGGAGUUUGUCAAAGAAAUAAAGAACGAGGAGUUUGGAGGGGAAGUGUUUGCCAUCACCUACAGCCCGGCUGAAGACGGGCUGAUCUUCGCAGUGAACGGAGACUCCCCCUACCACUCAGCUCCACUCAGAGGUUUUGUUCUAGAUUAUUCAACCAAACAAAUUCGGGAUUCCUUCAGCCCCACCCAGAAGGAGUUUAAAAUGCCUCAUGACAUCGUCGUCACUAAGGAUGGAAGUGUUUUUGUCGGGGACGCAGGCAGCAAGUCAGUCUUUAAGUUUUCUGCUGAAAAGUUGCAUCGUUCUGUCAAGAAAGCUGGGAUUGAGGUCCAGGAGCUGGAACCCGACAGAUGAUGAAAUCUGUGUUGGCGUUUAGAGAACAAUUCACACACGAAUGCUCUGUUGCUCUGCAUGUACGGAACAUUCUGGGUCAACUAGAACAUGUCGGAAUGAUGAAGGUAAAAUCAUUUUUAGGGUCAUAACUAAACAGUGUCCCAUGGCGCUGCUGAAGCUGAGGUUCUCAGCCGGAACAAGAAAAGCUUUCCCAGUUUUCCCAGAUCAGACGCGGUUCUCUAAAGACUUUGGUUCCUGUCUUUCUCAUCGGGUCGAAGCAAAUGUGAAAGCUGUCAGAAAACGUUGAACAAGGAACGGCUGGCGGUACCAACGUUCCAUACAAAGUCACGAAGCAACACCCGCUUCCUGAUAAAUACCCUCCUGAAGUUCAGCUUCUCAGCUCUGAUGGUCAGACUCAUGCACAGUCCUAAAAUACUGGACUGGGUCAUCGGUGCCGGGAUCAGGUUCUGGAUCUUCCAGCUAUUAUCCAAAAGCCAUUUGUUCUAGUGUUUUAAAAUGUUUCCCUCGUGUUCUCCUGAGAUAACUUUUGUCAUGACAAUAAAACAUGGCGGUCCACGUUUGUCGGAUUACAGCUCAGUUCAGAAUAUUUGGAUUCUGAUCCAAGUCCUGGUGCCUACGCAGCAGGUCAGAAAGAUCUGAAAGA
Messenger RNA from Fundulus heteroclitus (mummichog), 2994 nucleotides. RefSeq names its product peptidylglycine alpha-amidating monooxygenase (gene pam). Gene Ontology annotation, molecular function: peptidylglycine monooxygenase activity; copper ion binding; protein binding. Gene Ontology annotation, biological process: peptide metabolic process. Lineage: Eukaryota; Metazoa; Chordata; Actinopteri; Cyprinodontiformes; Fundulidae. The record is from RefSeq and is a predicted model, not a curated record. Gene Ontology annotation, cellular component: extracellular region; membrane.